This is a messenger RNA of Ceratitis capitata (Mediterranean fruit fly), 1835 nucleotides long. RefSeq names its product nucleolar protein 58 (gene nop5). Bases 175 to 1698 code for a protein of 507 amino acids. NCBI's taxonomy places the organism in Eukaryota, Metazoa, Arthropoda, Insecta, Diptera, Tephritidae. Gene Ontology annotation, molecular function: snoRNA binding. The record is from RefSeq and is a predicted model, not a curated record. The transcript is spliced from 2 exons. Gene Ontology annotation, cellular component: box C/D methylation guide snoRNP complex; small-subunit processome.
GCAAUGGCGAAACACACGUGUUGUCCACGAGUGUCGGGCAUUCUUUCAUUUCAAUUUUUCGUCGGUGAAGUUCGGUGUAUAUUUUCUUGUGUGAGCUGUAAUAUAAUUAACGAAUAAUCAAAUUUGGAUCAAAGACAUCAUUUUAUGUGCAUGGAAUAAAUUAUUGCUAAUAAAAUGUUUGUUUUGUAUGAAACGCCCGCUGGCUACGCCAUAUUUCAAUUAUUAGACGAAAAGAAGCUUGCAGAAGUAGACAAUCUUUACUUAGAGUUUCAAACUCCUGAAAAAGCCAAUAAGUUAUUGAAACUAAAACAUUUUGAGAAAUUUAAUGAUACUACGGAAGCAUUGUCAGCGGCUACGGCUGCAGUUGAAGGUAAAAUGUCCAAACCGCUCAAAAAAACUUUGAAGAAGUUAUUCAACAGUGAAGUGCAGUCUUCUUUAUUGGUUGCUGAUGCAAAGCUGGGUAAUGCCAUCAAAGACAAAUUGGCUGUGCCAUGCGUCUAUAACACCGGUGUACAAGAAUUAAUGCGGUGCAUUCGCCAACAGGCUGAUAGUUUAUUGAGUGGUCUGCCAAAGCGUGAAAUGACGGCAAUGGCUCUUGGAUUGGCUCAUUCCCUCUCUCGUUACAAAUUAAAAUUCUCACCAGAUAAAAUCGACACAAUGAUUGUGCAGGCACAAUGUUUGCUGGAUGACUUGGACAAAGAAUUGAAUAACUAUAUGAUGCGAGCACGUGAAUGGUAUGGAUGGCACUUUCCCGAACUUGGCAAACUGAUAACAGAUAAUAUUGCUUUCGUAAAGACUAUUAAGCUAGUAGGUACACGAGAAAAUAUGGCACAAACUGAUCUUUCUGACAUACUCCCAGAGGAAGUAGAAGAGAAAGUAAAGGAGGCGGCUGAAAUAUCUAUGGGUACUGAAAUAUCUGAAGAAGAUAUCAUGAAUAUCCAAUGUCUCUGCGAUGAAAUUCUUUCUAUUGACGAAUACAGAACACAUUUAUACGAUUACUUGAAAACCCGUAUGAUGGCGAUGGCUCCUAAUUUAACCGUUCUUGUUGGGGAAACAGUUGGUGCUCGACUUAUCGCACAUGCAGGCUCUCUCAUAAAUCUAGCUAAACACCCGUCUUCUACAGUACAAAUUUUGGGUGCCGAAAAAGCAUUAUUCCGUGCGUUGAAAACAAAAAAAGAUACACCCAAAUACGGUUUAAUUUUCCACGCGCAAUUGGUUGGACAAGCCAGUUUAAAAAAUAAAGGCAAAAUGUCAAGAUCAUUGGCAGCAAAGGCAUCGUUGGCGACUCGAGUUGAUGCCUUUGGAGAAGAAGCUAGUUGUGAGUUAGGUGCAACGCAUAAAGUUAAAUUAGAAGCACGUCUGCGAUUAUUGGAAGAAGGAAACUUGCGAAAACUUUCAGGAACGGGAAAAGCUAAAGCCAAAUUCGAAAAAUAUCAAUCGAAAAGUGAGGUGUUUACAUAUCAGCCUGAAGCUGACAAUACAUUAUCGGUUAAAAAGCGAAAACAUUCAGAAUCGUCGCCCGCUGAGGUUCAAGAUGAAUCAAUAUUGGAAGCCGAGGAUACAAAUAAAGAUUUAGAACCAGCUGGUGGGGAAAAGAAGAAGAAAAAGAAAAAGAAGAAUAAGAAUCAAGAUCAAGAACAAUCAGAGGCCCCUCCCGCUAAGAAAAAAGCUAAGACUAAGGAGCAAGACUCAGAUUAGCUUACAUAGUUCUUAUUUUAUAAUUCUAGAUUAUAUAUGUAGAUGUACAUAAUAUUUACUAAUAGGCAUAAGUAAUUACAAUUAAUUUUCGGAAUACAUCGUAAUGUAAAUACACAAUAAAAAUUAAAUUUUUAAAG